This is a messenger RNA of Uranotaenia lowii, 1081 nucleotides long. Its product is annotated as 1,5-anhydro-D-fructose reductase-like. The record is from RefSeq and is a predicted model, not a curated record. Gene Ontology annotation, molecular function: oxidoreductase activity. The coding region runs from base 46 to 999 and encodes 317 amino acids. The transcript has 3 exons. Lineage: Eukaryota; Metazoa; Arthropoda; Insecta; Diptera; Culicidae.
CAGUACGUUUUUGAAUUCCAUUUAGUAGAAUACAUUCUCUGGUGCAUGCAGCAAAACAGUAGCAUGGAUAAAAUAGCGCCUACAGUGACGUUAAAUAACGGUAAACAAAUGCCAAUUCUUGGUCUCGGAACUUGGAUGCUCCGAGGAGGCGAAGCUGUAGAGACGAUCAAAUUCGCUAUCGACGCAGGCUACCGCCAUUUCGAUACGGCUUGCUAUUACCGCAAUGAAGUUGAAGUUGGACAAGCAAUUCGAGCGAAAAUAGCCGAAGGUGUCAUCCGACGUGAGGACGUCUUCGUAACUACCAAACUCUUAAACAGCCACCACAAUCCCGCACACGUUGAAGAAGCCUUCCAGCGAUCUUACGAUAAACUUAACAUCGGGUACAUCGAUUUGUACCUCAUGCAUUCGCCGUUCAAUUUCGAAUUUCAAUCAUGGGAACCCCAAGACCUGGAUGCCAAUCCGAAAUUAGCCUCCGUCGAUUUCGUGGACACUUGGCGUGCUAUGGAAAAACUGCUACAAACCGGAAAAGUUCGUAGCCUUGGGGUUUCCAACUUCAACAGCGAACAGCUCACGCGUAUUGUGAACGAGUGUCAAGUGAAGCCAGUCACUAAUCAGGUUGAAUGCAAUCCUGCUAUCAACCAACGACGGCUUACGGCGUUCUGUAAGGAUCUAAAUGUCACCGUAACUGCGUACACUCCUUUUGGGCAGCUGAAUGACGCUAAGGAAAAUGCAAUUAAUGAUCCGCGUGUAGCAGAAAUAGCUAGCAAAUACAGCAAAACUCCCACACAAAUUGUGCUCCGAUACCUCGUCGAGCUUGGAACGAUUCCCAUACCGAAAUCUGCUAAUCCGAAGCGAAUUCGAGAGAAUCUGGAGAUUUUCGACUUUCGUCUUACCGAAGCGGAGAUUCAGCUGAUGGACAGCUUCAACACAGGGGUUCGCGUUUGGCCUUUUACGUUCUGUGUUUCCAGCAAAUAUUACCCAUUUAAUAUUGAAUUUUGAGCUCUAAAUGUUGCGUUUUGAAUAUUAGGAACCCUUAAUAAAACAUGAAAGCACUUUGAAUGAAACAAUUUUUUCUCAUUUU